This is a messenger RNA of Erinaceus europaeus (western European hedgehog), 2212 nucleotides long. RefSeq names its product DNA cross-link repair 1B (gene DCLRE1B). Lineage: Eukaryota; Metazoa; Chordata; Mammalia; Eulipotyphla; Erinaceidae. The coding region runs from base 390 to 2009 and encodes 539 amino acids. Gene Ontology annotation, molecular function: 5'-3' DNA exonuclease activity; damaged DNA binding. The transcript has 4 exons. The record is from RefSeq and is a predicted model, not a curated record. Gene Ontology annotation, biological process: double-strand break repair via nonhomologous end joining; protection from non-homologous end joining at telomere; interstrand cross-link repair.
UCCCCCAACCUCUCACCUCCCGCCUUGCCGCAGUCGCGCGGCCCUCUCUGGAGAGCAAUCGGAAAUCGGCUACUUCGGCCUGCCUCUACCCAGAAGCGCGCCCUUUGAGUGCGGGGCUGGCGGCGGCCGCGGCGCGCGCGGGUGGGAGUGGCUCGCUGCUCGAGCUCCUGUAUGCGUUGAUUCCCGCCCCAGACUUCAGAGAGCGAGGUUGCUUCUUUCUCCUUUCUGCCCACCCUAGUAACUUGUUCCUCUUUGGGGCUGGCCUAACCUUAGGUUCAGUGGCCCUGCUCUUGCCCCAACAUGACUUUUGCUCAGGUGUCACAGUAGGAGCCUCAGGCUGGAGCCCUAUCCCAUGAAGAGUCUACUGGUAACUCGCCAGCCCCGCCACCAUGAACGGGGUCCUGAUCCCCCACACGCCUAUCGCUGUGGACUUUUGGAGCCUGCGCCGGGCGGGCUCAGCGCGACUCUUCUUCUUGUCCCACAUGCAUUCUGACCACACGGUGGGCCUGUCUAGCACCUGGGCCCGGCCCCUCUACUGCUCCCCAAUCACUGCCUACCUCUUGCGGCGUCAUCUACAGGUAUCUAAGCAGUGGAUCCGAGCCCUGGAAGUUGGUGAGAGCCAUGUCCUUCCUCUAGAUGAAAUUGGACGAGAGACCAUGACAGUAACCCUCAUGGAUGCCAAUCACUGCCCUGGUUCUGUCAUGUUUCUCUUUGAAGGAUACUUUGGAACCAUCCUCUAUACAGGUGAUUUCCGAUAUACACCAUCCAUGUUGAAGGAGCCAGCCUUAAGAUUAGGGAAACAGAUUGAUACCUUAUACCUAGACAAUACUAAUUGUAACCCAAGCCAAGUUCUUCCUUCUCAGCAAGAAGCUGCCCACCAGAUUGUUGAGAUCAUUCGAAAGCACCCACAACAUAAUGUGAAGAUAGGACUCUAUAACCUGGGAAAAGAGUCACUGCUGGAAUACCUGGCCCUGGAGUUUCAGACCUGGGUGGUAUUGAGUCCUCGGCGCCUGGAAUUGGCACAGCUGCUGGGCCUGGCAGAUGUGUUCACAAUGGAGGAGACAGCUGGCCGCAUCCAUGCCGUAGACCACAUGGAUAUCUGCCGUUCUGCCAUGUUGCACUGGAACCUCACCCACCCUACCAUCGCUAUUCUUCCCACAAGCCGGAGAAUCCGCAGCUCUCACCCUGACAUCCACAUAGUCCCUUAUUCUGACCAUUCUUCCUACUCUGAGCUUUGUGCCUUUGUCACAGCACUGAAACCUUGCCAGGUGGUGCCCAUUGUCAGUCGACAGCCCUUCAGGGACUAUUUUCAGGACAGCCUGAGCCCCAGACUCUCUAUUCCCCUGACUCCAGACUCUGUGCAGCAAUAUAUGAAUUCUCCUAAAAAACCAAACUUUCUCUGGCUGUUUUUAAAAAAGAGACUAAAGAGGCCAAGAACUCAGGGUGUUGUGUUUGAAUCUCUUGAGGAAAAUUCCGAUCAAUUUCAAGCUGACAGCAACUCAAAGAAGACCAAGAAUGAGAACCUUGGUGGGGACCUUGAGAAGCAGCUUUCCCUCUGCACUUUGCAGACCCAGAAGCAAUUGAGCCCAGAUCUCUGCAGCAAAGAAUGGGAUGGGGCCAUACCUUUCUCUCAGUUCCAGAAGACAGAGGCUGUGCUAACUAAGUCCAUGGAUUUUCCAGUGUACUUCAGGACCAAAGAUGAGGAAUUUAUUUCUCCAGAAACUGUAGAGGAAAUUAGUCUAGAGCCACACUUGACAUCCAAGGGAAACAGUGGCUCAAAAGCUACAGGGAAGCAUAUUACUUGGGUAGGUCAAGGUUCUCCUUUGGUUCACAGCAGCAAGUCUGCCUCUCUUCUGGCUCCUGAGUUCACAGACCUGGCACUAAAAUACCUCCUGACUCCAGUGAACUUUUUCCAGGUAAGGUUCUCUUCUAGGGGUUUUGACCAGCAAGUGGAAAAAUACCAUAAACCUUGCAGAAGUACAAGAGUACAGAAAGAUAAUCGAGCUUGAUCUGAUAUUGCAGCUUUGAAGAUAGUGGCUGAUAGCUAAUACGGAUAUUUUGUUUGGGGCCUUAACUUUGCUGUCUUCACAACAUCCCAUUGGAAUCUUAGUGUCCAUGGACUCCUUAGCUUUAUAGCUAUGUUUUAGAAACACUUUUUGUUAUGAUCUCUUCACAGUAUAUAGGAGUACAUUAAAGAUUCUGAUAAAUCCUA